AUGACAUCUGCGACCAUACGGGCUGUGGAGACGCAGCGGCACAUUUCCAGCUCCAGUGAUGACGCGAACAGCGCAGGCCGAGAGUUGGAUUUGGUUGGCCGAGAUGACCCUUGGACUGAGCAGCGCCCCAAGUGCUUCGGUGUGCCGCUGUCUCACAGGCAGUUU
Cladocopium goreaui is the source of this 165-nucleotide messenger RNA. The record is from the annotation of a GenBank genome assembly. Lineage: Eukaryota; Dinophyceae; Suessiales; Symbiodiniaceae.